CGCCAAUUGAGCUACACAAGAAGAAAACUGAGCGCGACAACAAAAACAAGAAAAAUAAGUCACACACAAAAAAAAAGUUAAAAAUUCUUCAAGAAAUCAUUAACAAUUUAAAAUGACGUCAAAAUGUUCGGUAGCAAAUUGUCAUUUUCAAUCUAAAGUUUGCUUCCACUCACCACAAAGUCGUCCGCAUUUGGAGUUGUGGAAGAAGAUUUUGAAUAUAAAUGUUGAUAAAUUUUUUGUUUGCGAUCAACAUUUUGAGGAUAAAUUUUUUCGGAUCGAGAAGCGAUUGACAUUCGAUGCAUUUCCGACACAAUAUAUUGGGAAUUUUGAGGAAGGCAGCAGCGACUUUUGUCAAUGCUGCAUGAAGUCAUUUGUAAGGAGUAAAUUUAUCACUCAAUAUGAGCCGAGAGUCACGAUUGAUGAGAAAUUGCAACAGGAUUUUACUAACGUUAUUGGGUGUGAGAUUCCAUCCGGUGUGAUGUGCACAAAAUGCUUCGAGAACAUUAAAACCUUCCUGAAAUUCCGAUCAGAAGUCCGUGAAAAACAAAAAGUCCGCGAUGAAAUCUUUGAAUUAAAAACUCAGCAAGAAACUCACACGGAUUUUGAUCCAAAUUUUAAAAUAAAAGAGGAACCAAAGGAUGAUGACGAACUAGAAUCAACAUUGGAUAUCCAAGAAGAAACAUAUUCAGACCCAAUGAUAAUGAAAAUUAAGGAUGAGCCAAUGGACGAUGAGGAAUUUGUGAUAAAGGAAGAGAAAAUUGAUCUUGGAUGUGAUGAAAAUUAUCUAAUCAGUGAAAUUAAGGCGGAACCAGAAGAGAUGCAGGACACAACAGCAAAACCAACAUCAUUUAAAUUUACACAAGCAGUUCCAAAACAGAAAAUUCUAAUUAGAAGACCGACUAGUGGAAUGGUUGUUCGGCCAACAAAUCUUCAAAAUUUUAAAGUUGUUCAGCCUCAAAAUGUCGUCAGAGUAGUCAAACGAGCAGCAAGUCCACAAAACUCUCAAAAAAUAACAAAUUCGCAAGGAACAAUCAAAAUUUCUCAAGUUCAACUUUCCCAAAUGGAAAAUUCAACAAACAUGCUCGGAUACAAGUGUCAAUACUGUCCAAAUAGAUUCAUUGAGAAACGAUUUGUGGUCGAUCAUAUCAAGCAGAAGCACACAUUCCCAUGCAAUCAAUGCACUUCAGUUUUUCCAUUUAAAAUAACUUUAAUUAAGCAUCAAAUGUCAUUUCAUGGAAAUUCGACAGGACAACACGUCUCAAAGUCAGCAGCUUACAAGCAUGUUUGCAGAAUUUGUGGAUUGAAGUUUUUAUCAAACUACACGCUUGAUGCUCAUAUGACUCAGAGGCAUCAGAGGGCCAUAAUUGAGGAGAAGAUGAACUCUCAGGAAGAUAAUGAGAAUAUUAUUAUUAUUCGACCACUGGUGAUCCCAUCAAAGUCAUCAACCUCAGGAUCAUCAACAUUAUUAAAAAAACUCCCAACAACACCAAAGCAACAAUCAUCAUCACUUCCAUUUGCCAUAAAGAAUGAAGAUUAUAAACCAAUCAUUAAAAUCUUUCCAACACCAACUCCCGUCGUUAAGAAGCCAGUCAAGACUUUAGUAAGAAGAAUUUUAACACCAGUUGGAACUACAAAGCCACCUCAACAUGAACCAGUUGUUGAAGAUCCAGACGGUAUUCCGUGCCUUGAUUGUGGAUUAUUGUUGAGACCUGAUAAGCUAUUGAAGCAUCGCAUGGAUGCUCAUGACCUAAAUACACACAAUAUGUAUUAUUUAUGUGACAUGUGCGGCACUGAGAUUAAGGGAAAGACACAACUUAUCAAUCAUAUGACAACGAAACAUUUAAGCGCAAAUUUUGUUCGAUGUGAAUUUUGUGAUGGACUUUUUGACAACAUAACUGACGUGAUUUGCCACAAAAAUCUUCAACACAAUUUUAAUGGAACCAGAUACACGUGUCACUUCUGUUAUAAGAUUUUUAGUAAUAAAAGAGAAAUGAUUUUGCAUCGAAAGGCUCACUAUUCGGAAAAGGAAAGUCGUCAGAAGUUGGCUAGGGUCUUUUGUAAGAAGUUCAAGUCUUAUGAGCCGAAGGGUGUCGAAUAUAAAUGAAAAUUGGUAAAAAAAAGUUUUAAUUUUGAUAGUUAUUUUUAAAAAUUGAUGGAAACUAAAGGAAAUCCAAAAAAUUAAUAAAAUUUCAAAAUUAAAACCAGCUAGAUUGUAAACAUUUGGAAUAUAAAUUGUAAAAACUUUGUAAAUUUACAAAAAAAUGCCUCAUUCGAAAUAAAAAGUUGAAAUUUUUCAAAAAACAUA
Messenger RNA from Chironomus riparius, 2305 nucleotides. The record is from the annotation of a GenBank genome assembly. NCBI's taxonomy places the organism in Eukaryota, Metazoa, Arthropoda, Insecta, Diptera, Chironomidae.